Messenger RNA from Aspergillus piperis CBS 112811, 3459 nucleotides. RefSeq names its product 116 kDa U5 small nuclear ribonucleoprotein component. Gene Ontology annotation, biological process: mRNA splicing, via spliceosome. The transcript has 4 exons. Gene Ontology annotation, molecular function: GTPase activity; GTP binding; U5 snRNA binding. The record is from RefSeq and is a predicted model, not a curated record. NCBI's taxonomy places the organism in Eukaryota, Fungi, Ascomycota, Eurotiomycetes, Eurotiales, Aspergillaceae. Gene Ontology annotation, cellular component: U4/U6 x U5 tri-snRNP complex; cytosol; U2-type catalytic step 2 spliceosome. The coding region runs from base 68 to 3037 and encodes 989 amino acids.
GGACGAGGCCGAGAGAAAGGAAAAGUAAACCCCGGAAGAUUCGCCUCUAGUCCAACCACGUUGGAAAAUGGACGAUCUUUACGAUGAGUUUGGCAACUAUAUUGGAGAGGUAGAUGGGUCGGACGAGGAGUCCCCGCGUCAUGAGGAUGCCCAUCCUCAGGCUUUCGCUUUUGAAGAGGCGUUCGGGGAUGGUGAUGACGAUGAAGCGCAUGACGUUGAUGAGCAACAGUUAAUGGAUGUCGAUGAGGGCCCGUCAAACGCGGUCAUCCUUCACGAAGAUAAACAAUACUAUCCCAGUGCACAACAGGUAUAUGGCGAAGAUGUCGAGACUCUGGUGCAGGAGGAGGAUGCACAGCCUCUGUCCGAGCCCAUCAUCGCCCCGGUCCAACAAAAGAAGUUUGCGAUCGAAGAAGCCGAAUUGCCUCCCGUCUAUUAUUCACGGGAAUUCAUGACGGAUUUGCUCAGCUACCCGGACCAGACAAGAAACAUCGCUCUGGUCGGUCAUUUGCACCAUGGAAAAACGGCUUUCAUGGACAUGCUAGUCACUCAGACCCAUGAUCUCACCGGUCGCCUCGAGAAUCGAACAGGCAAGCGGAAAGAGGAACAACUACGCUACACCGACGUUCACUUUCUGGAAAGAGAAAGAGGUCUUUCCAUCAAAGCGUCACCCAUGAGCUUGGUGCUUCAGGGCACAAAGGGCAAAUCUCACUUGUUUAAUAUCAUUGACACCCCAGGGCAUGUGAACUUUGUGGACGAGGUGGCUACGGCUUGUCGGUUGGUCGAUGGCGUGGUUCUUGUAGUAGAUGUGGUCGAAGGUGUCCAGGCCAACACCGAGCAAAUAAUCAAGCAUGCUAUCCUUGAAGACUUGCCGCUCACAUUGGUUGUGAACAAGAUGGACAGACUAAUCCUGGAAUUAAAGAUUCCUCCCAACGACGCUUAUUUCAAGCUGAAACAUGUGAUCGAGGAGGUCAACACUAUCAUCGAGAACGUACUGCCUGGACAGGGCGCUGCAAGGCGGCUGAGCCCCGAGAAGGGAAACGUCGCCUUUGCUUGCGCCUCCAUGGGCUGGUGCUUCACGUUGCAUUCAUUUGCUAAGAUGUAUUCUGAGACGCAUCCACAAAUUGAAGCAGCCGCAUUCUGUUUGCGCCUAUGGGGCGAUAUAUUUUUCAAUCCAAAGAGUCGAAAAUUCACACGAAAAGGAGUGGAAGAAGGUUCUAAAAGAACGUUUGUUCAAUUUGUUCUCGAGCCUAUAUACAAACUUUACUCGCACACAUUAAGCGAGAGCCCGGAGGACUUAAAGGAAACGCUUUCUAGCGUUGGUAUUAGUCUUAAGCCGUCACAGCUCAAGACAGAUGCAAAGACUUUGCUGAACCUUGUCUGUGAACAGUUCUUCGGGUCAGCAACAGGCUUUGUGGACAUGGUUCUCCAGCAUGUGCCUUCGCCUGCAGAGGGUGCCCAAAAGAAGCUUGAUCGGUACUACACUGGGCCUCUCGAUUCUAAGGUGGCGGCAGCUAUGGCUGCCUGUGAUUCCGAUGGUCCACUGGUCGUACAUGUUACUAAACUUUUUAACAGUUCGGACGGUUCAAAAUUCCACUCCUUUGGCAGGAUAAUGAGCGGCACAGCUCGUCCUGGCCAACAGGUCCGUGUCCUUGGCGAAGGUUAUACCCCCGAAGAUGAAGAAGACAUGGUUGUUGCGACCAUUUCCGACACAUGGAUUGCUGAGUCUUGCUAUAACAUCCCAACAAGCGGCGUACCUGCCGGCAACUUGGUUCUUCUAGGAGGUGUGGAUAACUCUAUUGUGAAGACGGCGACUAUCGUGCCUCUCACCUUGGAAGACGAUGAGGAUGCAUACAUCUUCCGAUCAGUUCGGCAUAUAACAGAGUCCGUCUUCAAGGUUGCUGUCGAGCCAGUUAAUCCGUCGGAAUUGCCCAAGAUGCUUGAGGGUCUCCGAAAAGUCAACAAGAGCUACCCGCUGAUAUCCACAAAAGUAGAGGAGUCUGGCGAGCAUGUAGUUCUCGGAACGGGCGAGCUAUAUAUGGACUGCGUGCUUCAUGACCUACGAAGACUAUAUUCUGAAAUGGAGAUCAAGGUUUCAGAUCCUGUUACACGCUUCUGCGAGACUGUUGUGGAGACCUCGGCUAUCAUGUGUUAUUCCAUCACGCCAAACAAGAAGAACAAAAUCACGAUGAUUGCAGAGCCUCUGGAUGACGGGAUCGCCGAGGAUAUCGAGAGCGGUGCUGUCAAUAUCAAAGACCCGAUUCGCAAAGUGUCGCGCUUUUUCGAAGAGCGGUACGACUGGGACAAACUUGCAGCCAGGAGUAUCUGGGCUUUCGGUCCAGACGAGAUGGGCCCCAACAUCUUACAGGAUGAUACGCUACCAUCGCAGAUCGACAAGAAGUUGCUUGGGAGCGUAAGAGAUUCUAUCACGCAAGGAUUUACUUGGGGAACACGAGAAGGUCCUCUUUGCGAAGAACCCAUUCGGAAUGCGAAAUUCAGGCUCACCGACGUUUCUCUCGCCGACCAAGCCAUUUACAGGGGUGGUGGUCAAAUCAUCCCCACAGCUCGAAGAGCGAUUUACUCAUCUUUCCUCAUGGCAUCACCACGCCUAAUGGAACCUAUUUACUCUUGCACGAUGACUGGACCGGCGGACGCUGUCGCAUCAGUGUACACAGUCCUUUCAAGAAGAAGGGGCCAUGUACUCUCCGAUGGACCCAUAGCAGGAACUCCACUCUAUUCCGUUCGUGGUUUGAUCCCCGUGAUAGAUUCAUUCGGAUUUGAAACAGAUCUCCGAAUCCAUACACAGGGCCAAGCUGCCGUUAGUCUAGUCUUCGAUAAGUGGAGCGUCGUCCCAGGGGAUCCACUGGAUCGCGAUGUCAAGUUGAAGCCCUUAGAGAUGGCGCCCGCCAUGGCCACAGCCCGCGACUUCGUUUUGAAAACGCGGAGACGUAAAGGAUUGGCUGAGGAUGUCACUGUCAGCAAGUUUUUGGAACCAGAGCUCUGGAAAGGUUUGAAGGAAAGUGGCGUUUUAGACUCCUGAGCUAUUUUUUGUCGAUAGGUGGAAAGAAGCGGCAACAAGUGCCGUAAGUGGCUCUUGUUCCUUUUUUCAUAUUGUUGUAUAACUAUCGGAAGUCAAAUCGAGUCAUCAUCGAAACGGGUAUUCUUAUGACAUAGUAGAGACGCCGACGAGGGUCAUAAACGGCGUCCGAAUAGCAGUACAAUCGGAUUAUUGGCAUGUUUCGAGCAUCUUUGCGAUGACGCCCAUUAGCGUACCAUUUUCCAGUGCAGCAGCCACCCUUUCUUUGUCGGCCAAUUGCUUAUUCACUUCAUCGGCAGUACUAUGUGUCCCUUCCUUGAUCCGGACAUCCACGCGAAAACGCGGAGGUAAUGAUUGCUCCAAUCGAACUCGUACACCAAGACCUAUAACUGUAGCCAGACUGCAAUGUGUUAUCGUCGGGGUUA